Messenger RNA from Anopheles moucheti, 403 nucleotides. RefSeq lists its product as uncharacterized. The transcript has 3 exons. The record is from RefSeq and is a predicted model, not a curated record. Bases 86 to 367 code for a protein of 93 amino acids. NCBI's taxonomy places the organism in Eukaryota, Metazoa, Arthropoda, Insecta, Diptera, Culicidae.
UGCAAAUCUGGCCAAUCUUCAUGCAUGCGUAUUGUUGCAGAAAACUUUAGAAGCAAACGUGACACGAUUGUUGGGGGACGUGCAGAUGCAAGCAGGCGAUCUGUCGGAAAGUGACGUUCAGUACUUCCAAGAUCUGGAUUUGCUAGUGCUGGGCACGUCAUCGGAAGAUUACAAGCAGUACACAGAGCAGCUUCGCAAUGAAUGCCCUGUUGAGGAUGUUAAUUCCUACGAUAAAAUGCGUCUGAAGCUGUUGCAAACGCUGAGCCGCAUACCGAGCAUCUACAUGACGAAGGACUUUAGCGAUCGUUUCGAAAGUAUCGCACGCGCAAACAUCGAGCUGGAAAUUAAGGAUUUGCAGUUCAAGUGAAAUAUUCUGCUCUUACUAACCUUAUCCUACGUAAGU